This is a messenger RNA of Striga hermonthica, 1401 nucleotides long. The record is from the annotation of a GenBank genome assembly. NCBI's taxonomy places the organism in Eukaryota, Viridiplantae, Streptophyta, Magnoliopsida, Lamiales, Orobanchaceae.
AUGUCGAACGCAGAAUCGCAUCAUCCUGUGUACGGAAUGUCUGGAUGUUUUCCAGGAUCUCAUAGAUUACCUCUCAGUGCCGCUAUUGUGGUGUCCUCCCCUCAAUUGGAUCCCAAUCCUACGAUACAGGACAACAGAGGCAACAAAAGGGCGAGGACGAAAAUUGAAGUUUCCCGUGAUGGAGCAUUAGGAUUUUUGUCGAGUAUCAAUGAAGACAUAUUGUUGGAGAUCUUCCUUAGACUCUCCAACUGUCGAUAUGCUAUUCAGUUUAGCUCUGUUUGUCGGCAUUGGCAUGCAUUGAUCUCUCAACCCCAAUUCAUCCCCAGGUUCAUCCGUCUCCAUCGAGAUCUAGAUCAAUCAUAUACCAUUCUUUUCCGCAUGAAUCAUCUUUAUGGGGAUUGCCCAAAGUAUUAUCAAUUGGUUGCAACUCUUUACUCCAAGGAGUCUUUGCUUCUCCAUGGCAAGCAUGCAUUAUCAUCAUCGUCUAACUACCUCGAUUUUAUGGGGCCGAUGCUCAUGAUCAUUAGGGCAUCAUGCAAUGACUUGUUGCUUGUGUCCCCUGAUUCCCGUCUGCGAGUGGGAAGAAACAAUCCACGGAGGUAUUACAUUUGUAAUCCGGUGACGAAAAAGUGGUUUCUCGUUCCUAGGGAUGCUCCUUAUGGAUUUAUAACUGGGUUUGCAUUAAUAUGCACGCCCGAUUCUAACGGUCCAUACAAGGUGAUAAUACUUGACUUUCUUACUCUUGAUGAUGAAACGGAUGAAGUUCCUGUCGGCCACUACAUACAACCAGUUCUUAUGUUUUGCUCAGAGUCACAACAAUGGACCAAAUCUUCCUUCUUGGUGCCUAGGCGUGCAAGAAAUGACUAUAGCGUUGACUUGAAUAUUGUUGUGUGCAAUGGGACUCUGUACUGGAUGGACGGUUUAUAUAAACGUGACCGGGUUGUUUUUUUAGAUUUGGGCAACAAACAUUGUUCUGUUAUUUACUUCCCGGACAUUGUGCGUAAUAGCACAAGUGAGGUGCCCAACUCGAGGACCCACCUUGGAGUUGUGAGGGACGAGUUGAGGUUGUUGCACGUUUUGAAGGCCGGGCCGGGCCGGAGAUGCUUCGUCGUGGGGGUUUGGGAGUUGGACCGUCGGGAUUAUUCGUGGGCAUUGGUCGGUCAAAGGGAGUUGAGUUUUUCGGAGGAUGACUACGACAGGGAUGCAUUGGUUGGUGCCGCUUUUCAUCCGAAAGAUUGUGACUCGAUUUUCAUCGUGUGUGGAAAGAGUGUUUACGAGUGUGCGGUUUCAAAGGACAAAUGUCGCAAGCUUGGGGAGAUUCGAGAAUCUAUAGGCGACGAGGGUCUCGCGGCCUUUGUUCUGACACAUCCACCGUGGCCUACGCCAGUUCCAUGUGUUUAG